Orbicella faveolata is the source of this 2174-nucleotide messenger RNA. RefSeq lists its product as uncharacterized. Lineage: Eukaryota; Metazoa; Cnidaria; Anthozoa; Scleractinia; Merulinidae. The record is from RefSeq and is a predicted model, not a curated record. Gene Ontology annotation, molecular function: zinc ion binding.
GACGAAUUUGAAAAUUUAGGCUAAACUUUUCAAAAUGUGCCAACCGUGACUGAGCUUCUUUUAGAAACAAGAGGAAACCUGGGGCAAAUCUCACCUCACAGUAGUCUGUGAGAGAAGCUAUAUUGUCCCCAGUAACGAUCCCACAAGUGACUGCUAGAUGAGACUCGCCCCAGCUUUCUUCUCGUUUCUAAAGUGGCGUUUGAGCAGUGGCUCUUUUCGUCACCUGGUCGAUCAAAAAUGAAAUAAGUAAAAGACAAAGGCAAGCACUGUCACGUGAAAACUGGGGACUGUCUUUUUUCACAUUUUAAAUAUUUUCCCUUUUUCUGCGACGAAGUAAAGGAAAGAGCCAAUGCUCGUGGUCUAUUAUUUCCAGAUGGGUAGCUCUGGUAUUGUUGCCAUUUCUGAGUUGCCCUGUGCCUCUGUUUCAAACCGAGUCUUCGUGCAACCUUUCUUAUGAAAAUGAGUUUGAUUUGCAUGAAAAUGAACCUGAACGCGGAACAUAGAAUUAUUUUGAAUAAAGUUAAGUACCGCAUCUUUCUAUGAAGUUCUAAAACAUUUUCUAAAACUGAUAUCAGUGCGGUUUUGGAGGGAAAAAACAGCUCCAUGCAAUCCCUUUACUCACUCUAUUUCCUUAUACAACAUGGAAAUUAAAGUUAUCUUCACUUCCUGUGUAAAAUAAACUUUCUUAGGGAGGUAUAAAUUAGUAUUGGCACGAAUCCAAAAAAUCUGACAAAACAAAGAAACACGUCACACUGCGUUUCAGUAACUUGUCAAUCUAGUAGUCUAGCAGUGAUUCAAAUCGGUAGCCUCGUGGUUGUGGCAUGAAUGCUCAAUCAGUUGGCUAAGCAUCGAAUCCUGUUCUCACGAUCACAGACGCUUGCAGUUAGAUUUUGGGCGCUUCUCUCUCCACAUUUCGAAGUUUCUGUGAUUUUUCAGUCCGAUCAACGGUGUGGAAAAUAGUCUUCGGGCAACAGAAAUUUGCUCAGGAGAAAAGCAAUCGUUCAUCACAGAGCAAACAUGGCGGGAAAACAACAGUGGAGAACCCUCCAAGAACCAGUUGAUUAUCAACAGCAACGAGAUCACUUUCCACUCCUACCAAGAGGAAACCAACAUGAACAAGCAGGUAAUCAACCUCCACAAGCAAGUUAUCAACCACAACAAGGAAGUUACGCGCCUCAACAAGCACGUUAUCUACCUCAACAAGGAGGCUACCCACACCAAGAAGCAAGCUAUCCGUUUCAGCAAGGCUACCCGCCUCAACAAGCUGGUUACCCACCUUGGCAAGCAACCUACCAACCUCAAGAAGCAGGUCAUGCACCACAUCAAUCACAGCUUUCGCCACAGCAACAAGCAGUCAUACACCAGCAGCCGAGCGGUAUGGAAACUACAGAUAGCGUGAUAUUCGGCGAGUCGUCCGUCAGGACGGUUUGUCCGCAUUGUCAGAUGACGGUUGUCACCGACACACACACUGUACCGGGCUUCAAAGCAUGGCUGUGCUUGCCUUUGUUGUGCGCCCUGUUUGGUUGUCUCGUUUGCUGCUGUUUGGACGAGUUUAUGGAUGUCGUCCAUACUUGCCCGUUUUGCAAGAAUAAAAUCGCCACUUACGAGCAACCACUUUAGAAGAUAACAGUGAGAAAAAACUAACUUAAGGACCGUUUUACACAUUGAUGAACACUUUCGAUGUAACUGCCGCAGUUUCACUAACUCAGAUUUAGACAGGAAGAGAUAUCUGCAUGAGUUUUUAUAGAUUAACUCAGUUUGGACCUGUUUGUGAUUAGUAUUUCUAUUUUUAUUUGUGCUAUUUUCAAUUCGCCUACAUUCAACUUGGAAGCACAGCUUCUUUGCAAGUAAGUCUUAGCUUCAGGAAUUCUGUUCCUAAUAAAGUAUUUGAUUUGAUUUGAAUUCAUUUGAUUUGAUUUGACGUUACAGAGGGUAUAUUUUAGUAAUGUUGGCAUUCCUUAGUCGGAUUAACAAGAUAACAAUUCAACAUAACCAGCAGAAUAACGAUUGAAACCAAAGAUGAUCAUACACUCUAGGCACGGUUUACUGACUGUCAGUCCUUUUCAUCUCCUAUUAGGAAUAAUUCGCUACGACAACACCGUUGUAAGAUUCCCCAUUUUAAAGAUUCCCCAUUCCCGUUCCCCGUUCCCCGUACCCCGUUCCCCGUUCCCCGU